CGUAUGCGACUUUUUUGUUUUACCCUCAGCGCUUGCCAUACUGAGCAAACAAUCAUGGCGGUUGUCAUCUGACUGAAGUUUAUAUGGGACCAACUUUUUCAACUACUAUGCUUCUCGCACUUCUCUUGGCUUAUUUCUCGGAGUUGUAUCCGCUAGCUCUUCUGACUUUACUGGAUAUCAGAUGAACUGAAACAUUAAGUUAGAAAUGUAAACUCGUGAGCGUGACGGCUUUGCGUUAGCCGCUCUGCUGUUGGUGUUUUACCUCAACAAGUCCUCCAGCUAACCUGGAGUCUGUGCUCUCGCGGGAUUUUAACAAAGUUUAAAUCGUAAAAUUUACGGGGGGUUUUACGUUAAAACGGGGGGAAAUUAUCUCAAAAUGCUUCGUUUUCUUCGGUACUGUUUAAGCCAUUGCCUCCAAGCAGCCAUGACCCGGCUGGAGGAGGUCAACGGGGAGGUGAGCAUGUGGUCGUCGGUCCGGUGGCUCGGGUACCUGUCCGGUCUGAACCUGCUCUUGGGCCUGAGUUUGGGUCUCUACACGCGCUGGGUCGGAACGGCGGAGUUCAUCGUUCUUGUAGUGCUUAUCCUGGCCCUGCUGGUCCUCGUAGCAGCCUGCGUGCUGUACUACUUCUUCGACAUGGAGCGGUUCAGCCAGAGUCUCCUCCACCUGUGGUUCGGCUUCCUGUUGGGUCUCCUGAGCUUCGUCAACCCGCCCGGCCUGGAGGCCGACGUCAAGGAGCGCGCGGCCAACUACCUGCUGCUGUCCAGCGUGGCUCUGAGGACGUUGUGGUCGCUGCUGGAGCGGCUGCUGGGCUGCACCCGGUACCGACCCGCCUUCAUCACCUCCGCGGAGCGCCUGGAGCUGGUCGGCUUCGCGGCAGCCAGCACGGCGCUCCUCAUCAAGGAGUCCCUGAGCGUCACGGUGCUGGUCGUGGCUCUCGGUGCGGUCAUGAUCACCCUGCGGACCAAGGCUUUCCUGGCCUUCCCCAACUUCGCCUGCUUCACAGCCAUCACCGGGAGAUUCUUCUUGAAGUCCUUGAGCAUCGACCCCAACCCGUUCUCUCUCGCCUGCUUCUUCGGCCAGCUCAUCUGCGACCCUCUGCUAGACUUCCACUUCAGCGGGCUUUCCGUCAUCGAGCGCUGGCGGCCCAUCCUGGUGUCCAGCGGUCUGAGGCGCCGCCUGACCCUCCUGCCCCUGCUGGCGAUCGAGGUGGCCUUCGUCGCCGUAGCGGCUCAGAAGUCCCGGGACUUGGACCAGUGGUACCUGGUGAUCCCGGGCAUUGUGGUGUGCGUGUUCUUCUGGUCCAUCUGCCACAUGGUGUUGGUGAUCAGUGUGUGGGGCUUUCACAACAAGCUCAGUGACUGCCAGAGACUGUGUUGGACGCAGGGCCCAGAGGACUCGAGCCUGGAGAAGAUCAUGGCGUCGAAGGGCAUGAGGCACUUCUGCCUCAUUUCCGCAGCCCUGGUGUUCUUCGCUCUGGUGUCCACUGUUGCUGUGGCUGCUUUUAGCUGGCAGGAGGCCAGCAGUAUCUUCAUUAGUACGUUUCUGCUCAUCCUGCCCUUUGAGUGUCUGCUCCACGGACUCUUCUAUGAGCUCGGGAACAGUCUGGGUGGGACCUGCGUGGGCUAUGCUGUGGUCAUCCCCACCAACUUCUGCAGUCCCGACGGCCAGCCCCUGCUGCUGCCGCCAGACCAGGUGCAGGAGCUGAACAAGCGCUCCACCGGCAUGCUGAGCAGCGUGCAGCGUUUCUUCGCCUGCCACCUGAUCGAAAACUACGGUUGCGACUACUCCACCAGCGGCAUCACCCUGGAGACCCUGCAGGCGAAGAUCAAGUCUUUCUUGGAGCUCCGCACAACAGACGGGCCUCGCCACGACACAUACGUGAUCUUCUACAGCGGCCACACGCACCCUAGCGGAGAGUGGGCCCUGGCAGGUGGCGACGUCCUCCGCCUGGAUCAGCUCUUGGAGUGGUGGAGGGAGAAGAACGGAGGGUUCUGCUCCCGCCUCAUCGUCGUGCUGGACUGCGACCACUCGCUGCCCUGGGUGAAAGACGUCCGGCGCGUGAACGGGCUGUACGUGGCCGUGCAGGGCGCGUCGCUCGAACGGGCCGGCGUUGCGGAGCGGCGGGAGGCCCCGCAGCUCGGGGACUUCACCGCUCAGUGGGUGGAGUACAACUGCAACCCCAACAGCGGCAUCCGCUGGUCCGAGAGGGGCCGGGUCGUCUCGGCCGCCUACGGCGUCUCCGGGCACUGGAGCGACUACACUCUGCACCUGCCAACAGGAAGCGACGUCACCAACCACUGGAGCAUGUACUUCCCCCGGGUGACCUACCCGGUGGUGCAGCUGGCGGUGUGGUGCGGCGGCCUCAACCUGCUGGGGGAAAGCAACUUCCUCCUGCGGUACCUGAGGAGAAUCAGGCUGAACUGGUUCCCACCAGCUGUCCUGGACACCCAGCAGGGCUUCAAACUGGUCACAUCAUAGGGACCAAUCAGAAGCUGCUGUUAUUUAUCUCACUGAUGUGGCAGCUACUCGUCACCAAACCAGCACCCUGUUAGUUACUGAAAAAAUAAUGUUAGCCAUUUAGAUUUUUUUUAAGUUCUUUUAAAUGUCAGAUUUUUAUAUAUAUAUAUUUUUAGAACAAAAGGUUGGUCAGUGAGAUUGAACUCGUUGCUCCCAGAUGAGCCUGAGCUCACCGUUUUGCACAUUUUCUCCUAUUAAAUCCGACUCCGCCUUGGAUUGUUUUGCUUCACAUGUUGCCUUUUAUCCAAAAAAUGUAAGACCUGCUCUGCUAUUUUUUAAUCUUGAACCAAAGUGACUCGGCUACAUGAGUUUUUAACCGAAUGCUACGCUCAAAGAAAUGAUCCUUAUUCUUUUUGAUGUCUUUUUUUUCAUACCUAUAGCUUCUGAAAUGCUCAGGUUGCUGCUUUGUGUCCCUAAGAAUGUUUUCUACUAUUUUUAAGAAGGAUUUCCUAAACCCACUCCAGCUUCUUCAGGUAGCACUAUAAUGAGAGAUGCAGUACUUCUAAUAAACCAGAGGAAGAUGUAAUAUUCUUUCUGGAUAUUAGUUUUUUAGGCUAUGCAAUUUAUUUUAUUUUUUUUUUAGAAUCAAUGAAAGGUUUGAAAGUGAUUAAUGGUGAGGAUUGGUGAAAGAUUGAUUACACUAUGCAAUAAAAUAAGUGGAAUUUAA
Messenger RNA from Gambusia affinis (western mosquitofish), 3185 nucleotides. RefSeq names its product transmembrane protein 168b (gene tmem168b). The coding region runs from base 377 to 2479 and encodes 700 amino acids. NCBI's taxonomy places the organism in Eukaryota, Metazoa, Chordata, Actinopteri, Cyprinodontiformes, Poeciliidae. The record is from RefSeq and is a predicted model, not a curated record. The transcript is spliced from 4 exons.